AUGUCUGUUGUGUCUGUUUACCUCUUCAAUGUGGCUUCCCUGUUUCCCAACGUUCCAUUCUGCUCAGGUCCACUCACCGGUCCUACCCAUUUCGGUCUGAUUCGUCUCAACCAGCAACUUGCUUUCGGAUUCUCUGUCACAGCGCCAACCGUGCUAAGUUUCUUGCUUUCACGUAAGUACUUUCCGAAUGCUUGUUUGAGAGGUCGUCAGACCGUUUUGUUUAUACGAAGAUGUUAUGAUUCCAUGAGUUUUGUGGUGACAAACUAA
Messenger RNA from Cylicocyclus nassatus, 267 nucleotides. Lineage: Eukaryota; Metazoa; Nematoda; Chromadorea; Rhabditida; Strongylidae. The record is from the annotation of a GenBank genome assembly.